AGGGUUCUGCGAUUGGGUCCAAAUUCCCUGCUGCAUCGGGGUUUAUCGCUCCCUCUACGUGAUCUGCUCAAUCCCCUCUUCCACCCCCCACAGCUCGGCUUGAUUGCUUGCUUGCGCUCCUGCUGGGGUGCAGCUUCACUCAGGUACGGUGCGAUUUGCUUACUUCUCGCCUAACUUGUAGUUUGUCUGCGAGCUUCAGGGUUUGUAGGUCUGUGUUGUACUUUUUUCUGGCUUCGAGGAUUCCAGUGAGCCAAGCGGUGUCCAGCGAAAACUGCCUUCAUUCAAACUAGGUUUUGUGAGGGAUUCAUACGCACAACGUAGUGUUGUUCGUCUUUUUCUCAGGGAAGUACACCGUAGACCUCAACAUAUGUCUAGUCCAGAGCCGCGCCGUACUCUUAGUAUUGUCCGGUUACACUUCUAUUCUUUUACCUUAGAUUAGAAACGAGUGACCACCCUUAAGUGCCAUUGUCCUUACCAGCUAUGUUUGUGCAAAUCAGAAGAACACUCUUUGAAGAAUUGUAUAUCUUCAACAUAUGGCGGCAACAAUGGCGUGCAACAUGGUGUGCUCUAAAGCUGUGGCGAUGCAACCGGCCCUUGCUCUUCCUGAAUCGCGGGUUACUAGCGCGUCAUGGGGAGCUUCCACCAGCCGCAUGUGGGGAGAAUCGCUUUCAAAGACUUGCACUGUUAGUGCUCAACGCAAAGUUUCUCAAGCUAAAGGAAUUAGAGCAACUAUUGCCGCCGGCGAGGUGAAAGACGAAAAGAAGGGAGGAAUUCGUGGGACUUUGAACAAAGUUGUGCUGGCUUACAGCGGCGGUUUAGACACAUCAGUAAUCGUGCCAUGGCUGAGGGAAAAUUAUGGCUGUGAGGUUGUGUGCUUUACGGCUGACGUGGGUCAGGGUAUUGGGGAAACCUUAGGUCUAGAAGCCAAAGCGAAAGCAAGCGGAGCUAGCCAACUUUUCAUUGUGGACUUGAGAGAGGAGUUUGUGAAAGACUAUAUCUUUCCUUGUCUGAGAGCAGGCGCCGUUUAUGAGCGCAAGUACUUGCUUGGCACGUCCAUGGCUCGACCUAUCAUUGCAAAGGCUAUGGUAGAUGUUGCAAAGCACGUUGGUGCAGAUGCAGUGUCACAUGGGUGCACUGGAAAGGGUAAUGAUCAGGUGAGGUUUGAGUUGACCUUCUUUGCUCUCGAUCCAAAGCUGGCGGUUGUUGCUCCGUGGAGGGAGUGGGACAUCAAAGGACGGGAGGAUGCCAUUGAGUAUGCCAAGAAGCACAACAUCCCAGUGUCAGCUACAAAGAAAUCUAUUUACAGCCGUGAUCGCAACCUGUGGCAUAUUAGCCAUGAGGGCGAUAUCCUAGAAGAUCCCGCCAAUGAACCGGUGGAGGACAUGUACGUGAUGACUGUAGACCCCAAGGAUGCUCCAGACACUCCCGAGUAUGUCACCAUCCAGAUAGAAAAGGGCUUGCCAGUUGGAUAUAAUGGCAACAAGCUCUCACCUGCUACUCUACUAGAGGAAUUGAAUGAACUUGGAGGCAAGCACGGUAUUGGCCGUAUCGAUAUGGUUGAGAAUCGUCUUGUGGGGAUGAAAUCAAGGGGUGUUUAUGAAACUCCUGGAGGCACCAUCUUGGCAGUUGCUUGCCGUGAACUUGAGGCUCUCACUCUCGAUAGGGAGAGUAUGCAGACAAAGGACAUGCUUGCAUUGAAGUAUGCUGAACUGGUCUACGCAGGCCGAUGGUUUGAUCCUCUCCGCGAAUCUAUGGAUGCGUUUAUGGAGAAGAUGACGGAGACAACCACGGGAGAAGUCACCCUUAAGCUUUUCAAAGGUUCUGUAAAUGUGGCCAGCAGAUCGAGUCCCAACAGCCUUUACAGGGAAGACAUCUCAUCGUUUGAGGAGGGAAGUGGGAUUUACAACCAAGCUGACGCAGCCGGUUUUAUUCGCUUGUAUGGGCUGCCAACGCGAGUACGCGCCAUGCAAAACAACGGUCUUUAAAUUAACAGCAAACCAUGGUGGUCGUAUUUUAUUUUGUUUGAGACAGUUGGCUUUCAUUAUUCCAAUGUUGUAGCUAUGAGGCUUGACUUACGUAAACAGAAGGUCGGAUGCGAUGUUGAAGAGGGAUAGGUUAUCGUUUUACAUGUUGUCACUCGUGUAACACCUCUAGAGAUCCCCUCUGGUGCUACAAUUAUUAACCGCGCAGUAAUAAAUGGUAAUGCUCUAGAGUUCGGUUUGCUAUGGUCCUUUCAGCUACUGUAUUGUCCCGCGAUUAUAGAUUCUAAACAUCUGCUGUGCAUGGGCUAUUUCUGAGGCUUUAGUUUCUGGUUCUCAUCGCUGUCGGUUUUGCUGUGUCGUCUACUCCUGUGGAGAGUUUGGGGAAGAAUCAGUAAUUCGACCUUUAUUACUUGUACAUUAAAAAGCCAUAUAUGCUCCAAAUAUUCAUUCACCUUA
Physcomitrium patens is the source of this 2438-nucleotide messenger RNA. The record is from RefSeq and is a predicted model, not a curated record. NCBI's taxonomy places the organism in Eukaryota, Viridiplantae, Streptophyta, Bryopsida, Funariales, Funariaceae.